AUGAUUGUCUACCGAAAAAAACAACAACAAGCAAAACAAUUAACCAAUGAAGACAAGAAGACAUUCAUACAAACAGUCGUACAAAAAUUAUCAAUUAAAAUUCGAACAGCAACAUGCAAUCAAAAACAUUUUAUGGAAUCAAACCCUUCAUCGACUGGCGAUUUAACAGAAGAACAUGAACAAUUAAUUUUUGUCAAUAACCAAAUUAAUCAACCAUUGAUAGAACCUAUGAAAGUUGAACAUCAUUUUGAAGAAGUAACUGCUGUUGCUUAUCAUCCAACGAAUCCAUUUUCGUUUAUAACAUGUUCUGAUGAUUUUCAAGUUCGUCUUUGGUCUUUAUCAUUUGAUAAUGAAAUUUCUACAUCAUCAUGUUCAUUACAAAAUACUUAUCCUGUAAAUAAUCAAUCACAUAAUAUUAUUACACUUCUUCGUCAUCGUCAAUAUGGUUUAACAAAUCGUAAAUCAAUUCUUUCAUCAAUUUUUCAUACAAAAUCUUCAUCAAUACGUUUAUUAUCAACGACACAUAAACGAAAAUCUUCUUUAUCAAAUCAAACAAUAUAUAAUGAUAAAAAUUUAUUAAGUAGUCGAAAACGAACUGUAUCAGAAAAUGAUGAAAAUCGUCGUGAUAAUACAGAUGAAAAAACAUCAAAACGUUUAUGUCGUUCGUCAGAAUGGAUAUUUGGGGAUUCACAAUUAACAUUAUUUAAAUCAAUAUCAACUAUUGAUAAUCGUACAUCAAUUAUUGAUGAACAACAAACUACAUAUUUGUUAUCAAAAUCAGAUGGAUAUUUAUCAAAUAGUAAUAAUCAUAAUAAUCGGCGUUAUUCAUCAGAUAAACAACAAACAAUUGAUACACUUUCAACUCUUGUUCUUUCCCAGUGA
Molecule: messenger RNA, 882 nt
Organism: Rotaria sp. Silwood2
Lineage: Eukaryota; Metazoa; Rotifera; Eurotatoria; Philodinida; Philodinidae
Source: the annotation of a GenBank genome assembly